This is a messenger RNA of Prinia subflava (tawny-flanked prinia), 1321 nucleotides long. RefSeq names its product skin secretory protein xP2-like. The record is from RefSeq and is a predicted model, not a curated record. The transcript has a single exon. Lineage: Eukaryota; Metazoa; Chordata; Aves; Passeriformes; Cisticolidae. The coding region runs from base 101 to 1321 and encodes 406 amino acids.
GCGCAGGCACCGCCCCCGUUCCCCCCGGCCGUGCCCGGCGCUGCUCCGCGGCCGCUCCGCUGCUCGUCCCUCGCGUCCCGGCGGUCCCGGGCAGCCCGGCAUGGCGGAGAGCCCGGGGCGGCCCCCCGAGCUCAGCGAUGUCCCGCGGGAGGGAGGCGAGGACGAGGCGGCGGCUCCGCCGGGGCCGUGCCCCGAGGGAGCGGCCGAGCCCCUGGACGGGCCCGCGGAGCGGCCGCGCCUGAGCGCGGAGGCGGCGCCGGAGCCCCCCGGGGACAGCGGCCCCCCCGAGAGCCCGGGGACACCGAGCGCGGAGCAGCGGGACCCCGGCGGGGACAGCCCGCGGGACGAGGGGCAGCCGGGCGGGGAGCCGGGGGUGAUGGACGGGCCCGAGGGCUCCGCGCCGGCCAGGGCAGAGCCCGAGGGAGAGGCGGCGGCACCGGCGGGGACCGAGCCCGAGGACACGGCCGCGGUUCCGACGGGGACGGCGCAGGAGGAGGCAGCGCCGGCAGCGACAGAGCCCGAGGACGGCGCCGUGGCCCCGGCGGGGACGGAGCCCGAGGGCGCCGUGGCUGCUCCGACAGGGACGGAGCCUGAAAAUGCAGCCCCGGCGGGGACGGAGCCCCAGGUGAGAGAGGCGGUGAGGGAGGAAGCUCCGAUGGAGAGAGAGCCCCAGGAAGAUGCGGCCACAGCCCCGGUGGGGACAGAGCCAAGUGAAGCAGAGGCGACAGCCCCGGCUGGAACAGAGCCCGGGGACGCAGAGGUGACAGCCCUGGCGGGGACAGAGCCAGGUGAAGCAGAGGGGAGAGCCCCGGCGGGGACGGAGACAGGUGAAGCAGAGGCGACAGCCCCGGCUGGAACAGAGCCCGGGGACGCAGAGGCGACAACCCCGGCGGAGACAGAGCCUGGGGACGCAGAGGUAACAGCCCCGGCUGGAACAGAGCCCGGAGAAGCAGAGGUGACGGCCCCGGUGGGGACAGAGCCCGGGGGGGACGCAGAGGAGACAGCCCCGGCGGGGACGGAGACAGGUGAAGCAGAGGGGACAGCCCCGGUGGGGACAGAGCCCGGGGACGCAGAGGGACAGCCCCGGUGGGGACAGAGCCCGGAGAAGCAGAGGCGACAGCGCCAUCGAGGACAGAGCCCGGAGAGGCGCUGGGACAGGCGGCCCCAGACAGAAGAGAGCCCGGGGACGCUGUCGCGACAGCCCCGUGCAGGACGGAUCCCGAGGAAGCCCGGAGGGAGGGAGCCCCGGCGGGGACAGUCCCUGAAGAUGCAGUGCGAGAGGCAGCCCCGACGGGGACAGAGCCCAGGGAGGCUGCAGUGA